Malassezia sympodialis ATCC 42132 is the source of this 1098-nucleotide messenger RNA. RefSeq lists its product as uncharacterized. Lineage: Eukaryota; Fungi; Basidiomycota; Malasseziomycetes; Malasseziales; Malasseziaceae. The record is from RefSeq and is a predicted model, not a curated record.
AUGGGCCACGGGCCAGCACGCACAGGCACGCUACCACUCGAUAUCACUGUGCAAAUUGCUAUCAUUGCUGCAUGGUCUGACAACGAGCACGAGCGGACUGUGGCGUACCGCCUCGCUCGCACGUGUCGUGCGUGGUGCCGCGCCUUGUUCACUGUCGUACUGCUACCACGUGUCGUGUUGCGCGGCGAAAAGCAUGUGCACCAGUUUGCAUACGUGCUCUCCGAAAAUCGAUGGGGUCUCCGUGAACUAGCCGCGCGAUGUACUCGCCAUGUUACAGUCGCGCCCGCCCGGCACGCACGGGCCCUCUUUGAUCCGGCCGUCCAUACGCGCCGGUUUACCGCCGCCAUCUACGAGCCCUUGCGCACCAUCUUGCAUAUCUGCACACACUUGUCGUCGCUGUGCCUACAUGCCGAGCCCAAAGCCCUUGCUCUCCAGCGUGGCAAUGUCCUUUCUGUCGACGGCGUACGUGCAGCCCUGCAGGAGGUCGUGUGCCUCCAGAGUCCUUGGGCAGGCGAUACCAACGAUACCCUGUGGUUCAGCUCUAUACCCGGCUUGGCGGCGGCACCGUGGCGGCGUCUCACGCAUCUACAGCUACACGGUCCGCGCUUCCGCAUGACACCACGCACAGCCGCGAGUCUGGCUUCGCUCCCUGCGCUCAGCCAUUUGGCGCUCAUCACGCCCCAUGUCGUCGAUGCGGCAGGCCACCGCAACGCGCAUGACGCUCUCCAGAUACUGCUAGAUGGGGCGUCGUCGCUUGAGCAGCUGCUGCUCGUGGGACACGAUGAGCUCCACUGGGUCGGCGCGGUGCGUCACUGGCGGGCGGCACUUGCACAGCUCGAACGCCCAGCGGGCGCGCCGCCUGUUACCAUCACGCUCGUCACGGCUGCGCGCCUUGAGUCAUCAGCAUGGGACCCUGUAUCGCGUGCACAUGCAUCCCUGUACAGCGAAUGGAUGCUGGCGCGUGCUCAGCAGGGGACACAUUGGGCGUUCCUCGAUAGCGACGCUCCGUGUACGGAUGGCGCGAUCGCAUACAAUGUCGAAACAUGGCUCGUGCCCACGCGGCCUGCUGCACAGCGCACGGCCGCCGUCGCUGCCUAA